UGGGAACGCAUUUUAGCUUAUAAGAAAUUGAACAUGGAAGAUGACAACCAGAGUAGAUACAUCCACACAGAUGAUCUGAAACGUAACACAAGUGCGGUGCGGCAUAUCUUAAGACGAGAAAAGAAAGAAGAGAACCGAACAAGAUAAUAAAAGGGAAGUUGAAUUCAAAUGGCUGAAGGCUUCUUACCCACCGCCAUCCCUUCCACUUGGUUCGAGGAAAGCUUGCGUUGGUGGAACCCACCUUUUUCGUCCCCGACUGGGUUAUCUCACAGGGGCUUCCGCUUCUCCCUCCCUCUCCCUCUCUCUCUUUUCUCCAUUUCAAACUGCAGCCGACGCCAACGUUGCACCCGCGAGGUAACCAAGCGACGGAAUGCCCACCGGAGAAUGCUGCCUUCUAAAUUUCAGGCCGGCGUAGAUUGCCUCCUCGGGCACCACCUGCUGCUUCCUUCCCGGAGUUUGAUGAAUCCAAGGCUUUUCUUUCUCCUCGCUCUCCUUUCGGUAGCGUGGACACCUUGCCGAUCGCAGCCGCCCUCUCCAGGCAGCGAUACCGUGUCGUUCAAGCCCAGCAUCGCGGUGAUAGUCGGCGUCCUUUCCAUCAUGUUCUCCCUCACCUUCCUGCUCCUCAUCUAUGCCAAAUUCUGUCAGAUUCCCGGUCGAGCUGCCGGUUUUUACGCAGUGAACGAGGACCAGGUGCUUCCUCGAACGCGGACGGGGCGCGAGUCUGGCGUGGACCGGCGGAUCGUGGAGUCGCUUCCUUUCUUCCUGUUCUCGGCUCUCAGGGGAUCCAAGGAAGGCCUGGAGUGCUCCGUCUGCCUGUCGAGAUUCGACGACAAGGAGGUUCUCCGGCUCCUGCCGAAGUGCAAGCACGCCUUCCACAUCACCUGCAUCGACCGGUGGCUCGAGAGUCACUCGAGCUGCCCGCUUUGCCGCCGGCAGGUCGAGUCCGCCGACCUACUACUCGCGCACUCGUCUCGCAUCUCCCGCAACCCCUCCAAUCUCACGGAUGACGCCGGCAUCGAGCUGUUCGUCCGGCGGGAGGAGGCCGAGGCCGAGGGAUCAUCGUCGCUGUCGUCGUUCAGGCUCGGGAGCUUUCGGCAAGUACGGGAGAAGGUCAAGGAGGAGCCGCUUCUCGAGCCGGAGUCCGCCGCGGACCCGCGCUUCCUUCACCGGUUCAAGCACCGGAUCAUAAUUUCUGACGUGGUCUACAAGCACAGGUGGAGCGACGUCAACUCCGCCGAUCUAAUGCUGCUGAACUCGGAGAUGCUCCGCGACGGCACAAGCAAGCGGUUCUCCGCCACCGCGGCAGAGUCCGUGAGCGACCAGAUCGGAUCCGGGGAGCCCUUGCCGGAAUCCGGCGAUAAGAUCAGGAAGAUCAAGGUAGAGAUGGAGAAGAAGAGGCUUCUGGAGAUGAAGGCCAGCAAGCUCAAACCGGACAAUUCAGCGCUUCCGUCAUCGUUAUCUUCUCCUUCCUCGCCGUCGUCUCCGGCCAUCGCCGGCGAUGCUGCGAGAGUCGUGCCGGGAAAACGGUCGAUGUCAGAGAUCGUGAACGUGGCAAGGUUUUUGGAUCUCGGGGCGAAGAUCCGGACGAAGGAAAUGAACCCGGAUGAUGGGGUUGGGAACGAGGACAGCGUGCGGAAGGUGUGGCUGCCAAUCGCCAGGAGGACGGUGCUGUGGUUUACGGGGAGGGAGAGAAGGUCUCAGCCAGGGAAUUCCCUCGUUUGAGAACCCGUCGUUUGGAUAUCGUGGAAUUGGUUUUCCUCCCGCAGCUCUGCCUCCUCAGCCAUCGUCGCAUGGCACGCGGGAUUCGCAAUUCCACAUGCCACUCUUUCCCAACGAUUCCGUUAGGUUGCGUGAAAUCGUGUUUGACUUCCCAGGAAUCCCCGAUUCCGGGCGUUAGAAUUCCUUUAUCAUUAUUUUUAAGGCCGGUUAGAACGAGGGACUAUUAAUUCCGGAUCCUGGAUCGGAUUCAAUUUCCCCCCUUUUGUAAAUCUCAAACAUUUGAAACAACCGCCAAGGACUUGAGGUUGUCCGUCACAAUUCCCUAGCCAUGGAUUUCCGUGUCCAACAACAGCAUGCAUCCAAACAGAUGACAAAGAAAAAAAAAAAGCGGAACAUUCUUUAUUGUUAAUUUCAAUCAUAUUGGCGUGCUUGCAUGUACGCUUUCUUGGUAUUUUUGGGAUUUGACAAUUCUUCCUUGCGUGUCCUAAUGAUUUUGUAUAUGUAUUACUUUUUAAUGGCAGGUUGCUAA
Messenger RNA from Nymphaea colorata (pocket water lily), 2248 nucleotides. RefSeq names its product E3 ubiquitin-protein ligase ATL42-like. NCBI's taxonomy places the organism in Eukaryota, Viridiplantae, Streptophyta, Magnoliopsida, Nymphaeales, Nymphaeaceae. The record is from RefSeq and is a predicted model, not a curated record. The coding region runs from base 169 to 1722 and encodes 517 amino acids. The transcript has a single exon.